UUUUCUUCUCUUCCAAGAGCAAUUCCUUCGCCGCCGUUCUCCGCCGCAGCCGCCGGUCAAGAUGAAGUACAACCCGCGCGUGUCGAGUUCCCGGAGGAAGUCCCGGAAGGCGCACUUCACUGCCCCGUCGAGCGUCCGGCGGGUGCUGAUGAGCGCUCCGCUCUCAGCGGACCUCCGCAACAAGUACAAUGUGCGGUCGGUUCCCGUGCGCAAGGACGACGAGGUGCAGGUGGUGCGGGGCACCUUCAAGGGCCGCGAGGGCAAGGUCGUGCAGGUAUACCGCCGGAAGUGGGUCAUCCACGUCGAGCGCAUCACCCGCGAGAAGGUGAAUGGCGCCACCGUCAACGUCGGCAUCAACCCCUCCAAGGUCGUCAUAACGAAGCUAAAGCUGGACAAGGACCGCAAGGCCCUCCUCGACCGCAAAGCCCGCGGCCGGGCCGCCGACAAGGCCAAAGGCAAGUUCUCGGCCGAGGAGGUCGCCGCCGCCGUUGCCGGUGCGCCCUCUCUCCAGGAGAUCGAUUGAUCUCAUCAAUCCCUCCAACGAUUAGCCCGAUCGGUCCGUCCUUCAUCACCUACCUACCAUAGUUAUGUCGUCAUCUUGCACUACUACCUUUGCUUUUUCGAUAUCUAAGAGAUGUUUUUGAUUUCAAACUGUGCGUUGUUUCUGGUAGAUGAUGGUUCAAGUAAAGUCUACUAUUCUUAUGACUAGAUCUAAUGCGAACCUACAUCAAUGGAUUUGAUGCGAACAUUCUCUUUUAGAUUCA
This is a messenger RNA of Musa acuminata AAA Group (dessert banana), 764 nucleotides long. RefSeq names its product large ribosomal subunit protein uL24y-like. The record is from RefSeq and is a predicted model, not a curated record. Gene Ontology annotation, molecular function: RNA binding; structural constituent of ribosome. The transcript has a single exon. Lineage: Eukaryota; Viridiplantae; Streptophyta; Magnoliopsida; Zingiberales; Musaceae. Gene Ontology annotation, biological process: cytoplasmic translation; ribosomal large subunit biogenesis. The coding region runs from base 62 to 523 and encodes 153 amino acids. Gene Ontology annotation, cellular component: ribosome; cytosolic large ribosomal subunit.